Molecule: messenger RNA, 3404 nt
Organism: Cynara cardunculus var. scolymus (artichoke)
Lineage: Eukaryota; Viridiplantae; Streptophyta; Magnoliopsida; Asterales; Asteraceae
Product: protein RRC1-like
Exons: 19
Coding region: 122-2971 (949 amino acids)
Biological process (GO): RNA processing
Cellular component (GO): nucleus
Molecular function (GO): RNA binding
Source: RefSeq, a predicted model, not a curated record
GCCGCACCGAACCAACGAAAAGGAGCUCGAGGGAAACAUCGACCACCGGCAACCGGAUUAUUGAUUUCAGAAUCAUUUUUCUUCAUAGAUUGAAGAUCACGAUAAAUAUUUUGACGGAAGGAUGAGUUCUUUUUCAAUUACAAGGAAGAAAACACCUUUUCAAAAGCACCGUGAAGAAGAAGAGGCAAAGAAAAAGAGGGCUGAGGAUGAAACAGCUCGUCUUUAUGCUGAGUUUCUGGAGUCGUUUCAAGGGGAUAAUGCACCUGGAUUAAAAGCCUUUGUAAGAGGAGGAACAGUUAACCCGGAUGACAAAGUGAAGUCUGAUACAGGUGGAAAUUCCAAAGAUGUAUCUGGUUCAAAGAAGGGGAGUAGGUAUGUUCCUUCUUUCAUACCCCCUCCCAUGGCAACCAAGGGUAAAGAACACGAAAAACAGAGGGAUGAGGAGAGGCCAAAGGAAAAAGGGAAAGGGAAGCCAAGAAAUAUAGAUUAUUUUAUGGAGGAGUUGAAGCAUGAGCAAGAAAUGAGAGAAAAACGAAAUCAAGAGCGUGAACACUGGCAGGAUGGGCGUCAAAGUGCUACCUCAAAUCUAUCUAGUCGGUUUGAUGAGUUGCCUGAUGACUUUGAUCCAAGUGGGAAGCCUGGCUCUUUUGACGAUGGAGAUCCUCAGACCACUAAUCUCUAUGUUGGGAAUCUUUCACCUCAGGUAGAUGAAAAUUUUCUCCUGCGGACAUUUGGAAGAUUUGGACCCAUUGCUAGUGUGAAGAUAAUGUGGCCAAGGACAGAAGAGGAGCGCAAGCGGCAAAAGAACUGUGGUUUCGUUGCUUUUAUGAACCGUGCAGAUGGACAAGCUGCAAAAGAUGAAAUGCAAGGGGUGGUUGUUUAUGACUAUGAAUUGAACAUUGGGUGGGGUAAAUCCGUUUCCCUCCCCUCUCAAUCACUCCCUGCUCCUCCUCCAGGACAGAUGGCCAUAAGGAGUAAAGAGGGUGCUACUGUAAUCUUGUCUGGUCCUUCAGGUCCCCCUGUUACUUCUGUCCCAAGCCAGAACUCUGAGCUGGUUCUUACUCCCAAUGUGCCGGAUAUAACUGUUGGUCUACUUGAAGAUGUUCAUCUUCGCAAAGUAAUCGAUACGAUGGCUCUUUAUGUUCUUGAUGGAGGUUGUGCUUUUGAGCAAGCAAUAAUGGAAAGGGUCCGUGGAAAUCCACUUUUCAGUUUCUUGUUUGAACUUGGUUCUAAGGAGCAUACUUACUAUGUUUGGAGACUGUACUCCUUUGCUCAGGGCGAUACUUUGCAUCGGUGGCGAACUGAACCUUUCAUCAUGAUAACUGGUAGUGGGAGAUGGGUACCGCCUGCUUUGCCAACAGCCAAGAGCCCAGAGUAUGAGGAGACUGGAGCAACAUUUGCUGCUGGAAGAAGCAGGCGUGUGGAGUCCGAACGUACACUCACUGAUGCACAGAGAGAUGAAUUUGAAGACAUGCUUCGUGCCCUAACAUUAGAAAGAGUUCAAAUCAAGGAAGCAAUGGGUUUUGCAUUAGAUAAUGCUGAUGCUGCUGGAGAGAUAGUUGAAGUUUUAACCGAGUCUUUGACUCUUAAAGAAACACCGAUUCCCACUAAAGUUGCGAGACUCAUGCUUGUCUCUGACAUUCUUCACAAUAGUAGUGCUCCUGUAAAGAAUGCAUCCUCUUACCGAACCAAAUUUGAAGCAGCUCUGCCAGACAUACUUGAAAGCUUUAAUGACCUCUAUCGGGGUAUCACAGGGAGAAUCACUGCUGAGGCCCUUAAGGAACGAGUUUUGAAAGUUCUUCAAGUGUGGGCCGACUGGUUCUUGUUCUCCGAUGCAUACGUCAAUGGAUUACGUGCAACGUUUCUUAGAUCGGGUAAUUCUGGUGUUGUCCAGUUCCAUUCCAUUUCAGGUGAUGCACCAGAAACAGAAAACAAGGCUAUUUAUGAUGACACUGGUGAUGUUGGAAAGAUCAAUCCAGAUGCAGCAUUGGCAAUAGGCAAAAAUGCAGCCAUGAAAGAACUGAUGAAUCUUCCUCUUGCUGAGCUGGAAAGGCGAUGCCGACAUAAUGGGUUAUCUCUUGUGGGUGGCAGAGAAGUGAUGGUUGCACGACUGCUUUAUCUGGAAGAGUCAGAAAAGCAGAGGGGUUAUGAGCCCAAUGACAAUUUGAAAUAUUCCCAGAACCAUCCAAGUUCUGGUGGAUAUGUACGUAAUCCAAGAGAAAGUAAUGUCGAUACAGGACCUGUGGGAUUUUCAGGAAGGCAUCACCAAGUGGAGGAUGAUAUUCUGUCAGAAAGCAAAAGUUCUGCUUCUAUAGCCCCAAUGAUUCCAAUCCCACAGCCUGAGCUGAAAGCCUUCCCCAAUAAAGCGAAAACUGAUUCUGUAUUGCCUGCCUCUAAGUGGGCCAGAGAAGAUGAUGAAAGUGAUGAUGAACAAAAGAGAAGUGCUAGAGAUCUUGGAUUAGGUUAUUCUUCUUCUGGAAGCGAGAAUGCUGGUGGUGGUCAUAGUAACACAGAGGCGACGGAAGCUGCAAGCAUUCUCACAAGUUCUGAUGGUGGGCUAAGUGAAGAGAAGAGACAGAAGUUGAGGCAGAUUGAGAUUGCUUUGAUGGAAUACCGUGAAGUCCUGGAAGAGCGGGGAAUAAAAAAUAGAGAAGAAAUUGAAAAGAAAGUGGCAGCACAUCAGAAACAGCUGCAGUAUAAAUAUGGCCUAGUGGAUUCCAGUGAAGAUGCGCCAAACAACAGGACACCAUCUACAGAACGAAGGGAUAAAAGAGACGAUUCCCGUGAAUCUUCAAGAAAGCGUCACCGAAGUCAUCGUAGCGGUGAAAGCCCACCUCCAAAGUCAUCGAGUAGAGACAGGGAGAAGGAUAGAAAUUGCGAUCCACAAAGUGAGAGAGAGAAAGAAAGAGACCAUGACAGAGAUAAACGCAGAGAGAGAGACAGGGACAGCAGGAGACGAACCACCAACUGAAUCAGAAACCUCUUAAGCGUUAUCAAUUGAGUCAUGAAUCAAGUCAAUCUAUGGCGAUCCCGUAGUUCUAUUGCAAGCAGAUAGUUGAAAAUGCAAUUUCUGUGGUAGCGGUGGACAUUCUGUCAUAUGUUUUUAUAUGGGAGAAAGUAUCUAUUGGACAUAUGUGAUCUUGCUCAGGUGGUACGGUUAACGGAUGAUAUCUGCUGUAAACGACAUGGUAACUUUUUUGCGUGAUUCCACAAGUCUUAUAUUGUACGGACUAGAAAGUAUUUUGUAUUCGGUGUUUCGGAAUUUGAAGCGUGCAUAGAAAUGGCCUAAUUCAUGUCCAAUUCUUGUAGGUAUUAAUUCAAUUUUGUCAAUGUAGGCUCUCUGUUUUAGAGAUUUCUGUUGGAUAACUGAAAGAACUCUACCUGUCUUCCCUUUUUAGUCGUCA